AUGAUUGCCAUCGGAAUGGAAGGGUCUGCCAAUAAGGUGGCUAUCGGGAUCAUGUCGUAUCCCGAAGAUGGCAGUGCCCCGCAGAUCCUCGCAAAUGUUCGACACACCUAUAAUUCCCCGCCUGGCGAGGGUUUUCUGCCCAAAGAUGUUGCACGUCACCACCGAACAUGGGUUGUCAAGAUGGUCAAGGAUGCUAUGAAGGAAGCACGCAUCCGUGUUAAGGAUGUAAGCUGUAUCUGCUUCACCCAAGGUCCUGGCAUGGGUGCCCCGCUUCAAAGCGUGGUUAUGGCGGCACGCAUGAUGAGUCUGCUAUGGGGAAAGCCAUUGGUUGGUGUGAAUCACUGUGUUGGACAUAUUGAAAUGGGCCGCCUUAUCACUGGAGCCGAAAACCCCGUCGUUCUUUAUGUCUCUGGUGGAAACACACAGGUAAUUGCAUACAGCUCAAAACGAUACCGUAUCUUUGGCGAGACACUCGAUAUUGCGGUGGGAAACUGUUUGGACCGAUUUGCUCGCACACUUUACAUUCCAAAUGACCCAUUCCCUGGGUACAAUAUUGAGCAAUUAGCCAAGAAGGGUUGCCGACUGGUAGAGCUUCCAUACAUCGUUAAGGGUAUGGAUUGUUCAUUCUCUGGAAUUCUGGCUGCGGUUGAUGCCUUGGCUGUUUCUUUGGGAUUGAACGGCGAGGAGCAGGCGAGAUUAGAUGAUGAGAGAAUCAAUCAGGAACAGCAAGGGGAACAAGAUCCCGAUGCGAAGCCUACUCGCGCAGACUUAUGCUUCUCACUUCAGGAGACUGUGUAUGCCAUGCUAGUGGAGAUUACCGAGCGAGCCAUGGCGCACGUAGGAUCCAAGCAAGUCCUUAUUGUUGGUGGUGUGGGUUCCAACGAGCGAUUGCAAGAGAUGAUGGGGAUUAUGGCGCGGGACCGAGGCGGCUCUGUGUUCGCUACAGAUGAGCGUUAUUGCAUUGAUAACGGUGUCAUGAUUGCUCAGGCCGGUAUGAUGGCAUUUAAGACAGGCUUCACGACCCCACUGAAGGAAUCUACCUGCACGCAGCGAUUCCGGACAGAUGAAGUCUUCGUGGACUGGCGAGAUUAA
This is a messenger RNA of Penicillium malachiteum, 1092 nucleotides long. It is a transcript of the gene kae1, whose product is annotated as O-sialoglycoprotein endopeptidase. Gene Ontology annotation, biological process: tRNA threonylcarbamoyladenosine modification. The transcript is spliced from 2 exons. Gene Ontology annotation, cellular component: cytoplasm; EKC/KEOPS complex. The coding region runs from base 1 to 1092 and encodes 363 amino acids. The record is from RefSeq and is a predicted model, not a curated record. Lineage: Eukaryota; Fungi; Ascomycota; Eurotiomycetes; Eurotiales; Aspergillaceae.